Molecule: messenger RNA, 3993 nt
Organism: Planococcus citri (citrus mealybug)
Lineage: Eukaryota; Metazoa; Arthropoda; Insecta; Hemiptera; Pseudococcidae
Exons: 1
Coding region: 1-3993 (1330 amino acids)
Biological process (GO): DNA integration
Molecular function (GO): nucleic acid binding
Source: RefSeq, a predicted model, not a curated record
AUGUCGAAUUAUAACAAGCCUAACGAGCUCAAAUUGGACGCUAACGCAAGUGAAAACUGGCGACGUUUUCGGCGAGAAUUUGAUCUAUAUUUAAAAGCAUCAAGUCUAAUAAACGCCGAUGAAGUACGUAAAUGUGCUUUAUUACUCAAUUUUGCCGGUGAAGCAGCCCAGGAGUUAAUCGAUUCAUCUGGUAUGUCCGAAGAGGAUCAAGAAAGCCUCGAAUUAGUUAUUCAGUUCUUCGAAGACAGAAUAAAUCCUAAAGUCAAUGUCACGUUUCUACGAUUCAAGUUUUUAUCACGGUCUCAAAAAGAAGACGAAUCGUUUGAAGAAUUCUUAGCUGCCUUGCAGAAACUAGUUCGUGGGUGUAAAUUUAAUGAUCAAGAACAGUCCUUAAUAAAAGAUCGAAUUGUAAUUGGUACUAAAGAUAAAACCCUGCAAGCCGAUAUGUUGAAAGUUCCUGACCUAAAUUUAGAAGAAGCUAUCGAGAUGGCCAGAAUUCAGGAAUCGAGCACUGCACAAGUUAAAGCGAUCAACGAAUGUUCCGCGUUGUUAUCCACCGAAAAAGAUAAAAUAGACGCAUUUAAAAAUAAAAAUAAAUAUAAGAAUCGUUCUCGAAAUCGUCGUGAUAGUGAAUAUUCUUCUAAUCGUAAUGAAAAUAAUCGUGAUAAAAAUGAUAGACAAAGUGAUAAUGAAUCUUACCGGUGUAAAAAGUGUGAUACCGUUCAUCGUAGACGUGAAUGCCCUGCAUACGGCAAAAAGUGUUCGAAUUGCGGUUACUUCGGUCAUUUUGCCAUCGGUUGUAAAUUUAAAAACAAGCAUUCGAAAAAUCGAGAUAAAAAGUUCCAUACGUUGAAAGACAAUUCGAGCAGUGAUAGCGAUUCUACGUUCUCGUUUAAUGCGAUUAAAAUUAAUAAAAUCGGAAAGAAAGCUUCCUGGUUCGAAAAUAUCACGAUUAGUAACGAUGUGAUACCUUUCAAGUUGGAUUGUGGUGCUGAAAAUAAUGUUCUACCGUAUAAAAUAUUCAAGAAACUUGGCAUCGAUGAAAGUAAAAUAAAAUCUUCAUCCGUACGUGCAGUCGCAUAUGGUAAUACAGAGAUCAACGUAGUUGGCGAAAUAAAAUUGAAGUCUAAAGUGAAAAAUCAAAUUCACAAUAUCGAAUAUUUAAUCGUUGAUGUCGACGACGACCCAUUACUUGGUUUAAGUACCUGUGAAGAGCUGAAAUUAAUUAAACGAAUAAACAAAGUUUCGAAAGCGGAUCUAUUGAAGGAAUAUGCGGAUGUAUUCAGAGGCAUCGGAAAAUUUAAGGAAAAGUAUACCCUUAAAUUAAAAAAGAAUGCAGUCCCAACGAUUUGUAAGCUGAAACGCGUUCCUGAAAGCAUCCGGAAAGAACUGAAAAAAACGCUGGAUAGAUAUGAAAAAGCUAACAUCAUAUCUAAAGUAAAUAAGCCUACUGAAUGGGUAAGCAACAUGGCCGUUGCUGAGAAGAAAAGCGGAAAACUUCGUUUGUGUUUAUUUCCGUUAGAAUUGAACGAAGCGUUGAUACCGGACGUUCAUCCUAUUCCAACAUCGAAGGAAAUUAUUCCAGAAUUAGCCAAUAAAAAGGUAUUUACGGUAGCAGACGUCAGUGAAGCGUUUUUCCAUACAGAGCUUGAUGAAGAAAGCAGUGAACUAACCACAUUCAUCACACCUUUUGGAAAAUACAAGUAUAAUUACCUGCCACAAGGUCUUAAUAUCUCUGCUGAAGUACACCAAAGAAAUAUUGAGAAGGUAUUCGAAGGUUUGCCUGUGUUCCCGUAUAUUGAUGAUUUUAUUAUUGCUGGAGAAGACGAAGAAGAACAUGAUCGAAUUUUAAAAUUAGUGCUGGAUCGUGCCAGAGAGCACAACGUUCGUUUCAACAUCAACAAACUACAAUACAAAAUGUCCAAAGUCAAAUUUUUAGGACUGAUUGUAUCUCGUGAUGGCGUCGAAAUUGAUCAAGAGUAUGUUGAAGCGGUCAAAUCUCUUGGAAUCCCAAAAAAUCAAGAGGAACUUGGUUCUUUCUUGGGAAUGGUGAAUUCGUUACGUCAAUUCAUACCCAACAUUGCUGAGAAAACAUCACUUUUACGGUCUUUGAUGAAAAAAGGUACUGAAUUCAUUUGGACCUCAGAUCAUACAGAAGCUUAUAACAAAUUGAUCGAAACACUGACCUCUACACCUACGUUGCGCAUCUUCGAUAGUAAUAAACCAAUACGUGUAGAUUGUGAUGCUUCCAAGAAUGGCCUUGGAGCAUGUUUGAAACAAGACAAUCAACCAGUGUAUUUUAUGUCUCGAGCUCUCACUGAAACAGAAAUUCGUUAUUCACAAAUCGAGAAAGAAUUACUUGCGAUCUGUUUUGCAGUUGAGAAAUUUCACUACCAUAUCUACGGUCGACACGUUGAUAUCUAUACUGAUCACCUCCCGCUCCUACGUAUUAUGGAGAAGCCUUUAUCUAAUCUUACAUCACGAUUGCAGAAAAUGAGAAUGAGAUUACUACCGUAUAAACUCAAGUUGCAUUUUAUCAAAGGAAAAGAUAAUAAAGUUGCUGAUCAUCUGUCAAGGUAUUAUUCUCUAACAACGAAAUCGAAUACUGACUUCAUGGACGUGCAUAUUCACUCUGUUCGUUCAAAUUUCAAACCAAGCGAUGAAAAGUUGAAGUCUAUCAAGGAAGAAACUUCAAAAGAUCCAAUUUUGUCGCAAAUUUUGAACGCAUAUCGUACUGAUUGGCCUGAAUUGAAAGAUUUGUCUCCAGAUGUGAAGUACUAUUAUGAAUUACAAGAUGACAUUUUCGAAGAAGAUGGUAUCCUUUAUUUGAACCAUAAAAUACUCGUUCCGAAGUCACUUGUUCCACAAUUCUUGAGCAAAAUUCAUGAAGCUCAUUUGGGUAUUGAGAAAACGAAGGCAAGAGCUAGAAUGAUAUGUUUUUGGAGAAAUAUCAAUCACGAUAUCGAAGAAGUCGUCAAGCAAUGUAAAAUUUGUGAAAAAUAUGCCAAUAAACCUCAAAAAGAGCCUCUCAUUUCUCACGAGCUGCCUGGUCUUCCAUUUGAAAAAAUUGGAAUGGAUAUUGCCGAAGUACGAGGUAAACAUUGUCUAGUGAUAGUCGAUUACUACAGUCACUGGAUCGAAGUUCACAAAUUGAAAAAGUUAGAUGCAGAUACGGUGGUUAAUAAAUUGAAAAAUACGUUUAGUCGAUUUGGUGUUCCUGCCAAUGUAAUUAGCGAUAAUGUUCCAUUCAACAGCAAACAGUUACAUCAAUUCGCAUCUGCAUGGAAUUUCAAUAUGACGUUUACCAGUCCUCGUUACCCUCAGUCAAAUGGUAUGGCUGAAAAAGCUGUUGGCAUCGUGAAAAAGCUAAUCAAAAAAGCAGCCGAAUCCAAUAACGACAUUGAGGCGGCUUUGCUCGAAUACAAUAACACUCCGAUCAAAAAUCUGAACUAUUCGCCUGCUCAGUUGCUACAGAAUCGGUCACUACGUACGAAAAUUCCUAUUCAUAAAAAGAAUCUAUCUCCGUCAAUACCUGUUGAUGUGAAAUAUAAGCAAGAAUUAAAUCAACAGAAACAUGAAUUUUAUUAUAAUUCAUCAGCCAAAGCAAGAGAAGAAUUUCGUAUCGGUCAAUAUGUAACAGUCAGAGAUGGUGCAGUUUGGUUACCUGGAAAAAUCGUCGGAAAGGCAGAAGAGCCGCGUUCAUACUACGUUUCCAUGAACAAUAAUACUUCUGUUUUGCGCCGAAACGCGUCAUUUUUGAGACCCUUGAAGAAUAAUCCUACGUUUCAAACUUCUCAUACUAGGCCGCGUAGAAAAACAGAAGAACAACAGAUAGAAAAUGAUGAACAACCUCAGGAAAUUCAACCUACACCUACGGUGAGCCAAGAAAUGAUUGUUGAAAAUGAUAAUCAAAUACGGCGUUCUCGAAGGGAAAAGAAAUUACCCAAUAGACUGAAAGACAGUGUAUAUAAUUAUUCUAGUUACGAUAUAUAA